CCUUGCUUCCACACACAUUUUAAAUGUUAUAAGUGGGCUACACUUAAAACAUUUAAAACACUGACCCAUUGUAAUAAUCUGUGAAAGGAAAUCUAUAAGAUAUAAAACGAAUAAAUGUGUCCAACUAGUACGUCUUCAAAUGCACUGUUCAACUGAAUCGCAAUAAAAGCCGCUGCAAAACGCGGCUUUUACUUUGAAGGAGACCAGCUGAACUGGCUGGUGUCGUGUAUCUAACUUGACGCUGGAGUCUCUGCUGCCGCUGCAAAGGACACAAUGCUUUUUACCAGUGAGGACUGUCGGUGUGUCUGAGCUGAACCCAGAUGAAGGAGCCUCGCUGGGUCUCACACAUGUCGAGCGAACCGUGGAGCUGCAGUGGGAGAUAAUAUCAGCGGUGCUGGGCGGCCGGACCAUGAGACUGCUGCUGCUGCUGCUGCUGCUGCUGCUCCGCUCCGCGACCCUCUGUGCAGCAGGCUGCAGUGAGCAGGUGGAGGUCCACACAGAGCGCAGGGGUGUGAUCUACAGUCCGUCCUGGCCUCUAAACUACCCGCCUGGAGUCAACUGCAGCUGGCAUAUCCAGGGCAGUCAAGGAGAGGUCAUCACCAUCAGUUUCCGUAACUUUGACGUGGCGGAUUCAGGAAGAUGUCUGGGAGACUGGCUGCUGCUGACGCCUACAUGGAGCGGAGAGUCCAGGCUGUGUGGCUCUGCGCUGCCUCCACCCUUCAUCUCCACCAGGGGGCGAGUUUGGCUCUACUUCCACUCUCAGGCUAACAGUUCUGGGCAAGCCCAAGGCUUCCGGCUCUCCUACAUCAGAGGUCACUUGGGUCAGAGCAGCUGUCAGUCUGAUGAGUUCCUCUGUGGGAAUGGGAAGUGUCUCCCUCGCUCCUGGAAGUGCAACGGUCAGGAUGAAUGUGGGGAUGCCACAGAUGAACGCAGCUGCUCCCCUCCUCCCACUGAGGCCCAGCCUGGCCUCUGCCCCUUCGGCUCCGUGCCAUGCACCGAGGCCCAGUCCACCCGCUGUCUGCCUGCCGCCCUGCGCUGCAAUGGGGCCCGAGACUGCCGCGAUGGAACUGACGAACUGGGCUGCCCCGACACCACCUGCGGCAAACGUCUGGGGAACUUCUACGGCUCCUUUGCCUCUCCAGAUUUUUUCCGUGCUAACCGGAGUGCUGUGACCGAGCUUAGAUGUUCCUGGUUGCUGGACACUCAGGACCCUAAGCCCAUUAUGCUUCAGCUGGACCUGCAGUUGGGCCCCGGAGAUUCACUGCACGUCUACGACGGCCUGAUGCAGCGCGCAGAGCAUCUCUUGCAAGUGUUGUCGCAUCAUAACAACAGGCGGCCGGCGCUGCUGGAGUCCAGCCGAGGACAGAUGAGUGUCUUGUACAUGGCUCAGCCUCACAGUCCUGGACAUGGUUUCAAUGCUACGUACCAGGUCAAAGGUUACUGUUUCCCUGGCGAACGUCCCUGCGGCAGUGAUCAGGGCUGCUUCUCUGAGCGCCAGCGUUGCGACGGCUACUGGCACUGCCCAUCUGGUCGUGAUGAGGAAUCCUGCCCGAUGUGCCCAGACGGUGAGUUCCCCUGUGAGGGUGGUACUGGAGUGUGUUACCCAGCCUCAGAGCGCUGCAACAACCAGAAGAGGUGCCCGGAUGGGUCAGACGAGAAGAACUGCUAUGACUGCCAACCCGGAAACUUCCACUGUGGGACUAACCUGUGCAUCUUUGAGACGUGGCGGUGUGACGGACAGGAGGACUGUCUGGACGGGAGCGAUGAGAGGGACUGUCUGGCAGCGGUGCCCAGGAAGGUGAUCACGGCCGCUCUGAUCGGCAGUCUGGUCUGCAGUCUCCUGCUGGUCAUUGCCCUCGGCUGUGCCCUCAAACUGCACUCCCUGAGGAGCAGAGAGUACAGAGCUUUUGAGACUCAAAUGACUCGCAUGGAGGCUGAGUUUGUUCAGAGAGAGGCUCCACCUUCAUAUGGUCAGUUAAUAGCCCAGGGCCUCAUCCCUCCAGUGGAGGAUUUCCCAGUUUACAACCCCACCCAGGCGUCUGUGUUACAGAACCUGCGGCUGGCGAUGCGGAGACAGAUCAGACGCCACUCGACUCGGCGCUCCACCUCCUCCUCCUCACGACGACGUCUUGGGCACCUGUGGACUCGCCUUUUCCAGACUGGAGGGCGAGCCAGAGGACAGGCCCCACUGCUGGACCCCCCUGGACCCACACAGAUCGCACUGGGGCUCCACAGCUACCGAACAGUGGGGGAGCAGAGGCCCCAUGACAGGACCGUGUCUGGAGGUGGGCUCAGAGAUGAGGCUGAUGCAUUGGGUUCCUGCUGCUCGGCCAUCAUGGACCUGGAGCCCUGCACACCAGAGAGCCCUGCAUCACCUCUCUCUUUUCACUCAGUGGACAGUCCAGAUGAAGAGGAACUGUCACCCUUCAGUAGGGAGAGCAGCGGGGCCCCACAAUCCGGGCCUCCCACCCCUUGUCAGAGUGACUCUUCAUCCCACAGCGGACUUCCUCCCACCCCCCAGGAAGCCUCUGUGCCCCUGUGCCCCCGCCGGGCAUCCAGAAAAAUGGUUCUGGAGCUUGCAGUUAACCUGAAGGGAGUUUCCUUGAGACGUUACUCACCCUUGGGACCCUUGUCUCCUCUGUCACCCCCUGUGUUUCCCAGCAGCUCCCAGACACCAUCAACCCAGCCUCACCCACAGGGAUCAGAGGUGACGUCACCCACCGGACCUUUGUCUUCUUCUGUGAAAGCAGAGGACAGUGACAGCCACUUUACUGUGGACAUGCCAAGCAGGGACGAGAGGAACAGGGAGGGAAACAUCAGGCUCAGCAGAACCCUCAGCGAUGAGGGGGGAGAUUCAGGCAGGGAGACACCACGCUGAAACAUUUACCAAGAUUCUCCUCUCACUGCUGAGACCCGACAUCUGCAGGAUCUGCUCUGAUAAAGUGUCCUUGAAACUUGUCUCCACCAGAUUCAGAGGUGAAAACCUGCAUCUACGCCCUCCACAUGGAGGACGUACAGUGUCAGGCUGAGUCAAAUAUAUUUCCAUUCAAUACUUUGAAUACAUAAAUUGUGCAAAUGCACAGAAUUAUGCAUAUGCAGUCUUUCCCUACAAUGACUAAAACCAGCGUUGGUAGUGCUCAUGUUCUGUGUUGUAACUCUCUGUCCCAUGCAGGAGCUUAAUGUUCACCUGUUUUGACGGAAACUCUUGAUGAGCCUGUUUCAGAAAAUCUAAGUCUGACAAUUCUGGCCACCAUUACCAAAACAAUAUUGGCAACAUGCACCGACAACGCCAAAACAGCCUUUGUGUCGUUACCCAGAGCCAUUAUGCACCGCUAUCUACUGUGAGCCAUAAAAGCCUGUUGUGUGAUCACUGACUAACGACCCUCUGCUCUGUCGUCAGCACACUUUACUGUAUGAGUUGCCGUUAUUAUUAUUAUUACCGUAUCAUCUUUUAAGUGUGUCAUGAUUGUCUGACUCAUUGAAGGAUAAGGGUGGUGAUAUUUUAUAUUUCUGACGUUAUUAUUAACAAAUGAAAGCGUGUUUGUCCGCGUCUCAACACUUCUUAACUUUGAUCUUUGAAAAAGGUUAAACCAUUUUCUAAAACAACAAAACACGGUAGCUUUCAUGAGGUUAGUAGUGCUUUUGAUGAACAAAGCUAUAGAUGAGUACACAGUUGGUGAACUAGUGAAUGUCUGUGGCAGCAGGAGGAUUAAGUUCAAACUGUCUCUUGUGUCCACAUUCAUGGUGAGAACGAAGCAUAUCACCUAGAGUUUUUACAAGUUUUUCAGUUUAGGGGAAUAAGUUAAACCACGCUGUUUAGACCAUGCUGUUUGGCUAUGGCCUCUCAUCAGAUUUGUUGAGAAUAACAAAAUUAUAAAAUAUCACCAGACUUACCGUGGGAACUCAUUUUACCCUCUGAACCCCGAGCAGUUUCUAGCCAUUUAUUUACUUUGGUCACAUUUUGCUCACUUUCACUGCACUUCUAUUGAAACAACACAGAAACUACUUCAAAUACAACUCAAACAUAAUGUUUUCUGUAGAGCAUGACACAGUGAAAAGUUAAAGUCGAAUUUCUUUGAUUAUUUACUUCAACUUAAAAACAUAGAAUCACUGCUGACAGGCGUUGCUGUUACUGAAAAAUGGGGAUGCACAUAUAGAUAUAUUGCUACGUACAUUUUGUAUUAGUUUCCAUACUUCUCUUAGAUCUGCUCUGUGAAAACACAGCCUGCAGUUCAGGUGAAAGUUUUUAAACAUCCGUCACAUGACUGUUUGUCACAGGUGAAUCACUCGAGUCUUCUCUGGUGCACUGAGAAGAACAGAAUUGUUUUUUUUCUACAGCAUUUGAUUACAGAAAGUACUUCAGCUUCGACAAAAUUUUGAAUGACACAUCUGUCGAACAGUGAUUGUUUUAAGAAAUAUGAACAUUUUAAGUCCAGAUUUGGUUAUUUUUCCAGAUGGUGCCACAUCUCACACCUGAUUGGAAAGUUCAAUGUCCUACAGUUCUUUCUCUUUUUACAGUUUUUGGAUCCAACUAAAUAGUAUAAUUUUAGUGACUGUUUUUUUUUUUUUUUUUUCAAUAACCUGGCUUUCAAACCUGCAGGCAGGUUUGGGGUUCAGAGGGUUAAAAGAAAAGUUUGAUAUUUAGUAACAUACACUACUGUUCAAAAGUUUGGGGUCACCCAGACAGUGUCUUGUUUUCCAUGAAAACCGGUGCAGAGCGAGCCGUGGCUGUGAUCAUAGUGGACGUGUUAUGUGCUAACAGAACUGCACAAGGGUUUUCUAAUCAUCAGUGAGGCUUUCAACAUGAUCAACUAACACAAUGUAGCAUUAGAACACAGGAGUGAUGGCUGCUGGAAAUGGGUUUCUGUACUCCUAUGUAGAUGUUCCAAUAAAAAUCAGCCGUUUCCAGCUAGAAUAGUCAUUUACCACAUUAACAAUGUCUAGACUGGAUUUCUGGUUCAUUUAAUGUUAUCUUCAUUGAAAAAAACUGCAAAAAAAGGACAUUUCUAAGUGACCCCAAACUUUUGAACAGCAGUGUACACCUAUUUGUUUUCCUGUGGAGAGUUAUAUGAGAAUUUAGACAUGUAAGAAAACAGCUGCUGCUGGCUGUGGACUCGUGUUUAAUAGAAUGUGAGCAUAUUGCCCCAAAUUGUCAGACUUUUCUGUGAAACACUUACUGUGCCCUAAUCAUGCAGUCGUUCAAUCAUGUCAACCCUUUGUUAGUAUUUAUUCAGCAUAUUGUUCUUCAGUGAUACAUUGGCCCCUUUUAACAGAGAUCAAGAACUUCUUUAGGUUGGAAAUCGUAUCAAUUGUAUUUUCAGUUGAGCAUUUUUAAACAGCCAAACCAGGAUGAAAACUGAAGCAGUAAGUCCAAGUAUACCACCUGUAACUCUGCUCAGCCCUUUGUACACCUCCUAUCAAACCCAAACUGUCCUCUUAAAGGAGUCACAUGACUGAAGCUGAGUGUGUCUGUGUGUGCUCUGUGCUCUUUAACCUGAAUGUCCAGGAAAUGUGGGGAAGAGCAGCAGAGCAAUGGUCCUGCUGACUGCACACUGAGUAUGUCUGGACUGCUGGUUCAUUCUGGUGGAAAUUCAUGUCUAUGCUGUGGAAUUUUCUAAAACAGGACGUUGAAGCAGAGAACUCUAUUUUUCAGUCUUCACUGGAGACCUGUACUAGCUCUACUUUGUAUGUCUCUUUCUGCCUUGACAAGCACUGAACUGAUUUCCUGUGUCUCGGAUGCUUUUUGUAAAGCUCGUCUGGCUGAGGUAUGACACUGGUAAGCUUUUGCCAAUCACUGUUGGACUUUUAAAGAAUGUACCACUUUAGUUUUCUUUAAAUUUGUCCGUCUUUUACUGCUGGAUAUAGACCCUAAAAGGAAAAGAUGGAUAACCACGUGGGCAGGGAAAGUGUGAGAAAAACCAGAAGCCAAAUGUGAGUUGAGUGUCAGGUUAAUGUGCUAAGCACACUGUGUUUCCUGCUGUUUUUCUUCAAGUCCGUCUCCUGUGCUUUCCUAAUGUGCCAUUAGAAAUAUCUCCAACACCCCCUCCCAAGUAAUUCCUGCUUAACAAUCUGCUCUGAUUGCCUUUCUUUUCUUUGAGGUAAAUGAGUUGAUUUCGUUCUAGUUUUGCAGAUGUUUUGGUCUUUUUCCUUUCUAGUAAGAACAUAUCUGUCAUUUAAAGUAAAACGGUUCAGCUGCUGUCUGUAAAAAAGAAAAAAAAAAAGUCUCACAUAUCUGCUGAGAGCACGCCAUUCAUUGAUUUGUCAUGUACAGAUGUGUUUCAAAUGCCUUAAAGGUUUUUCGUUGCUGUUGUAUUGAUCAGGGACAAUUUCAUGAAUAACAGCUGUGGUUUCAAUGUUUGACGAGGUUGGGUUUGUGUGUGUGUCUGGAUACAGCUUCGAUAGAUGACUAGUGAUUGAUACGGAGUGCUCUGGAGUUACAGUGCAUUACUCUUGUCUCUGGGAUUAUUGUGGCAGGGAGUUAGGGGAAAGGAAAUGUAAUUUUCAGCAACCUUAUUCCAGUGUCUUUACCAGUGUCUCCAAGUAAUAAUGUGUAAAGUCUUGUCGACAUUCUUUGCUCUAAUAUUUUCAUACUUUGCCAGUGAAGCAUGGAUAAUGAUGUGUAACGUUACAAUUUGAAUCUUUUAAUGAGUGUGUCACAGGUGAUGUUUUAUUAGCGUUCAGCCAGGACCAAGUGUUUCUUUCCUGCUACAAAUAUGUUAAUAAUAUACAUAAUCAAACCCUUCUGAAUAUGAUUUGGUCACUGAUUAACUGUGCUUUCACUGAGGACACAGGUGAAUACACUGGAUGGAGGCCACUGAAAAGCGAAGUCCUGUUGAACCAGGUUGUUUUUCUUGCUGUUUGAUUUUAAAGCUUUGUUCCCAUCAAAAGCUGAAGGUUGACAUGCGUUUGUAUGAGAAGCAUUUCUGUCAUUUUGAGAAUUAUAUUUGUAUAUUUUGUGCUGCAAAUGAAAUGCCAUGGCAUCGUGGGGUUUGCACAUCUAAACCCUGUACAGCCUCCUGCUUAGUAGUCAUUGUUUUUCUGUGCCUGCAAUUAAUAAAUUCCAAGCUUCGGAUGA
Messenger RNA from Acanthochromis polyacanthus (spiny chromis), 7075 nucleotides. RefSeq names its product low density lipoprotein receptor-related protein 3 (gene lrp3). Gene Ontology annotation, cellular component: plasma membrane. The record is from RefSeq and is a predicted model, not a curated record. The coding region runs from base 410 to 2878 and encodes 822 amino acids. The transcript has 7 exons. Gene Ontology annotation, molecular function: protein binding. NCBI's taxonomy places the organism in Eukaryota, Metazoa, Chordata, Actinopteri, Pomacentridae.